UGGCUGCCAAGAAGAUGAAGGAGGAAAGCAUGUGCCCGGAGUCUCCCGAAGGCAGCCUGGUCACCAGCGAGGAGGAAGGUGAGCGACUUCACAAGAAAUGCCUCCGCAAACGAGGCCAAGCAGGCAAAGCCUUGGAGGACAGCAGAGCCGCCUCUCCGCAGGGCAAACGCUGCAAGCGCAGCCCGGUGCCGCAGUCCUUCGAGGAUGUGCACACACAGAGGGUGAUCGCCAACGUGCGGGAGAGGCAGCGGACCCAAUCGCUCAACGACGCCUUCGCGGAGCUGCGGAAAAUCAUCCCCACGCUGCCCUCCGACAAGCUGAGCAAGAUCCAGACCCUGAAGCUGGCGGCGCGCUACAUUGACUUCUUGUACCAGGUGCUGCAGAGCGAUGAGCUGGACCACAAGAUCACCAGCUGCAAUUACCUGGCCCACGAGAGGCUGAGCUACGCCUUCUCUGUCUGGAGGAUGGAAGGGGCUUGGUCCAUGUCUGCGUCCCACUGAGCCCGGGUACGUAUGGCGAGGCUGCAGAGUGCACAUCCUUUGCUCCCGCAUCCCACAUCCCAUUAUGCAUCUACCAGCACAUCCCCCUCGUGCUCCACAUGCUGCAACAAACCCAGCUCAUCCUGCUGGGUCUCGGUAUCCCGGUCUCUGCUGUCCCUAAAGCGGGAUUGAGUUUUCCUUUGGCAUUGCUGUGCGCCAGCUCUGGUGUUGGGGGAAGCCAGCUGCAAGAGGAGCAGGGACUCCAUCUUCUUGCAUCCCAAUGUGGGCCACCCAUUGGGAAAAAAAAUAUUUUUCUUUUCUUGGUCACUCUGGUGCACCCUCCUCAGGUGCCGCUUCUUCUCCAGCUUGGUCUUAUUGGAGAUGCUGUAAGAAUUGGCAGAGCUAUGCCCAAGUCAGUGGCUGCGUUAUGGCCAUAAAGGGCCAGAAAAGGGGAUUGAAAUGGUGCACAGCUCCAUUCCUAAGCCCUCAGUGCAGGAUCUGUGGGAACCCCAUCUGUG
Molecule: messenger RNA, 997 nt
Organism: Meleagris gallopavo (turkey)
Lineage: Eukaryota; Metazoa; Chordata; Aves; Galliformes; Phasianidae
Product: twist-related protein 2-like
Biological process (GO): regulation of transcription by RNA polymerase II; developmental process
Molecular function (GO): DNA-binding transcription factor activity, RNA polymerase II-specific; RNA polymerase II transcription regulatory region sequence-specific DNA binding; protein dimerization activity
Source: RefSeq, a predicted model, not a curated record